GUUCUCAUCGGCGUGUUGUGUCACUCUCCCAACAAAGAAAGAAGUACAUGCCGUUUGUGUUGAGCCAUCCACCGGAUACCGCGGAGAGAGUGGAGGGGGAGCCGUUCUAUCAGCUAUGCGCCUAUUCCAUUCAGGACUCCGACGCGGUGCGGUCACCGUGGCACGAUUUCAGGUUUUGCCUGCGCGCUUUCAAAGUUCUUCCACCGUGCGACGCCGUCGGUCUCCUCUCCGGGCACGACGCCACCGGCCUUGUUGUCUGGUCCGGCGCUCUGGCGCUGCUGGAGUGGCUCCUGCACCACCCCGAUCGCCUUGAUGCUGCGAUGCGCUCGUCAUCUACGCAAGACCAAACCUCAGCGGCGUCUGUCGGGGCCGCGAGCGCGACGCACGUCAUCGAGCUGGGCUGCGGGUCCGGCAUCACCACGGUUGGUCUCCAUGCGUUGUUGUCACGCCGCCGCGGCGCUGCGCCAUUGGGGCAGAACGACGCCGCCGCCCGCACACACCUGUGGGCCACUGAUGGCAAUCCCGACUGUGUGGAGCUGGCGCAGCGAAACGUGCGAGAGCAGUGCAGUGGCGGUGGCGACGGGAGCCCUUCGUGUGGUGUGGCGGCGUCAGCAGAGCUGCUGGCGUGGGGGGACGAUGCGGCCGCGGAGCAGUUGCUGAGGAAGUGCUGCGGCGACGCUUCGCCCUCGUGCGGUCCUUCCGUGACGAUUGUGUCGGCUGAUGUGCUCUACGAUGCGGCAGCGGUCCCGCUUCUCGUUUCGACGGCGGCGAAAGUGGCUGACCUGCGCGCUCCAGCAGGUGCGUCGGGCUGCUGCGAGAAGGAGUUGGAGUGGUGGCUGGCGUACGCCCCACGCAGUCUCACCCGUGCCGGCAACGAGUGUAUUUUCCAAACCCUCCUUGACGCCUUCGCGGAGCGUGGCUGGACCUAUGAGGUGUUUCCGCUGCCAGCUGGCGCCGUGACGACAGGCUUCGAGGAGCACUGCGACUGUGACACAACGGCGCUGCGCGGCUGCAUACUGGUUGUACGUGUGAAAGGGGCAGCUUUCUCGUCUCGGGAAUGA
Messenger RNA from Leptomonas pyrrhocoris, 1061 nucleotides. Its product is annotated as putative methyltransferase. Bases 48 to 1061 code for a protein of 337 amino acids. The transcript has a single exon. The record is from RefSeq and is a predicted model, not a curated record. Lineage: Eukaryota; Euglenozoa; Kinetoplastea; Trypanosomatida; Trypanosomatidae.